AUGAUUAUUUUAUUAUUACUUAAUUCUGUAAUUGCUAGCAAACCAGAAGUCAAAUUAAAUGUUUAGAACAAUAAGUAAAUAUAAUUUACUGCUAUUGUUGAUUAAACUAAAAUAUUAUAUGAAGAUCCAUCAUGCUUUUAAAUAGUUUUAUGGAAAAGAAGUGCAAAAGAUUCUCAUAAAUAUAAAUUUACAGAUCAAGAUUAUGAUUUAUUAGUAUAGGAAGAGCAUAAAUUAUAAGGAAUCUCAGAAUGUGUUCCUAUACAAAAAUAAUUCUUAAUUUAACAACAUUUGAGAAUGGGAUUGCCAAGCAAUGAAAAAAUCUUUUAUACAGAUUUAAUUAUAUUAUAGAACAGAGCUCUUAUAAUCAGAAAUGAUUUCACUUUACAAGAAGUUAAUAUUGCACAUUCAUAAUUCACUAAAACUGUAACUUAAUAAAAAUUGAAAAUUCCUCACUCUGAUAUAUCUCAUCCAAUCUUCUUAUGGAAUAAUCAUAAUAAAAGAGUUUACAUAAUAUCUGAGAAUGGAGGUGUCAGUAUACCUGAUUGGAUGUAUUUAUUUUAAUUCAAUAUCCUUAUAGAUCAAUAGGUGAGAAUACCUUUUUUAUCAACUCAGAACCCUUUAAAUAAAGGAAAAUAGUGUAUGAUGCCUAUUUAAAAGAUAAUACAAUAUAUGUUGCUUGUGGCUAUGAGGGAGUUGAUGUUUAUAAUUAUUAAGAUGGUUAACUAAAAUAUUUUAAGAAUAUAGCGAGAAUUGAUGAGAAAUAUUUGAAUGCAAAAGAUAUAAGUGGAGAUGAUGAAAGUAUAGAUUAAUUUAAUAUAAAUAGAUAUUUACAUACUUGAUCAUUAUUAGGGUCUAUUAAUUUGUGAUUAUGAUUUUUAAAUUAAAUUCAGAGUACCAAUUUUGAUGGGAAGUGAUUUUAGUCAUUAUAAAAAUACAUUUUUUGUUAUUGCAGAAUCACAAAGAAGAUAAGAUUAUGCUUUAGAAAUCUUUUUAAAUUUUACAGAUAAUUCAUAUUACUUUAAUCAUUAUUAUAUUGAUGAGAUGUAAUUUUAUGAUGUUAAAGUAUAUGAAAAUUAUACUAUUUUAAUUGGAUAUGAAGCACAUAAAAUUAUAUAGCAUUCCAUAUUUUCAUAAUUUAUUAAAUUUUCAAGUAACAAUUUUUUUGAAUUCCCUUAAAUGUUAUAACUUAAAUAAUGGAAUGACUCUAUUGUUGGAUUGUCAAAAAGAGAAUUAAGAUUACUUUAAAUUAAUCAAUUAUCAGCUCAUAUUGAAUGUGAAUCUUAAGAAUACUUUUCAGAAAGCUUUUUAGUAGCAUCAUAUUUCUUAAAUUCUUCUUCUCCUUUCAUAGCAACCAAAUUUAAUUAAGUCUUUUAGAUUAUCUUUUAAGAUACUAAAGUAUUAUCUAAAAAGAAUUUAACACUAUUUGGUAUUGCCCUUUUCCUUAUAUUUUUAAUUUUUUGGCUUGUAUUGCUUAGUAUUGCUUGUUUCAAAAGAUUGAGAAAUAGAAUUAUCAAAUUAGAAGAUGAUAAAAGAGCCUUAACUAAAUAAGUAGAUAUGGAUAAAGAUGAUGGACCAGGAUAAGAAUUAUCAGCAAUAUGA
Molecule: messenger RNA, 1599 nt
Organism: Paramecium pentaurelia
Lineage: Eukaryota; Ciliophora; Oligohymenophorea; Peniculida; Parameciidae
Source: the annotation of a GenBank genome assembly